Molecule: messenger RNA, 2120 nt
Organism: Pseudophryne corroboree (corroboree frog)
Lineage: Eukaryota; Metazoa; Chordata; Amphibia; Anura; Myobatrachidae
Gene: ERMN
Product: ermin
Exons: 3
Coding region: 290-1054 (254 amino acids)
Biological process (GO): regulation of cell projection organization; actin filament organization; morphogenesis of a branching structure
Cellular component (GO): filopodium; neuronal cell body; cell cortex
Molecular function (GO): actin filament binding
Source: RefSeq, a predicted model, not a curated record
AUAAUCACUGGCUGCUUAGACAAAAGCUUGAUUGCGCUAUUUGUUCCCUUAUAAGAAAGGCAAAUGUGUACUAUUAUUGUAAGAAUACUGCAGGAAACGUGCGGGCCCCAGCUCUGGAAAGGCAGUAUUGCUGAAGAUCUGACAAACUCUCAUAAUGUCAUUGAGUUAUUUUUGUUUUAGCCCUGAGCCUACAAAAGAAGAGUGCUAAGCUGACAAAGAGCUGCUGAAAUUUAUUUAAUACUGUCACAUUUCGCUGUUGGGAUUUACAAUUAUCUUGAAGACAGCCAUAAUGGCAGAAGAAUUACAGGUCCCUGAAUAUAAUGGAAAUGUGCAGACUGAAAUAAUCCCAGUGCAGAUAACUGAUGUCAUAGAUGAAAUGGACACAUCUGUUUUAUGCGAAACGCGUGAUUGUGAUCCAGUAUUUACAAGCAAAUGUACAGAGGAACCUGGUAUCCAUCUAGUGGACACAGCUGUUACUCCAAUUAUGGAUGUACAUAAGGAAGAGAUAGAAGAAGAGCUAAAGGGAGAAACAGGUCCAGAGUCGAUAUCCCUAACAGAAUGUGAAGCACAGGAAGAAGGAGAAUGUGAAUCGAUAUUAGAAACGGACAGUGAGUGUGCUCCAGCAGGUACAUUUAUUGAUAAAGAAGACUUAAAUGAACAAGACAAAGACCAACAAGACAAAGAUCAACAAGACAAAGAACAAGAGGGAGUUGAAACAGAAACCCCAGAAGAUAUCUUGCUGUAUAACCAAAGGAAGCACCUGGCUGAUACUAGUGCAGAAGAUAUGCUGAUUGAGACAGAAGAAGAAAACACAUCCAUUGAAACCGACAACGAAAAUGAGGAUGGGUCAUAUGACGAGCAAGAAUAUAGAUCCCAUUCAGUUAGUCCAGGUGGCAGCCAUAUUGAAUCAAAGGAAGAUCAGUCAGUGUCAGGAAACAGGCCUGAUAUUUCCAGGCACAGCUAUUCCAGAUAUGAUACUGUAUCAUACCGCAAGAUCAGGAGAGGAAACACAAAGCAGAGGAUUGAUGAGUUUGAGUCGAUGAUGAAUUUGUAAUCUUAGUGCAGCCAACAUUCCUGACUGGAAGUUUAAGGCAUAAUAGGCCAAACGGUUCCGGUAUGAAUGGUCGACCAUGUUAUGGUCGACAGUCAUUAGGUCGACCACUAUUGGUCGACAUUGACAUGGUCGACAUGGACACAUGGUCGACACAUGAAAAUGGUCGACACAUGAAAGGUCGACACAUGAAAAGGUCGACAUGAGUUUUUUAACUUUUUUUGGUGUAGUUUUUUGCGUAAAGUGACUGGGAACCCCAAUUAGUGCACCGCGUCCCCUCGCAUGGCUCGCUUCGCUCGCCAUGCUUCAGGCAUGGUGCCUUCACUCCGCUACCGCUUCGCUCGGCACAGAUUACCAUUCCAAUCGUAGUCCACGUGGAUCGUAAAGUAUGGAAAAGUUCCCCAAAAGAAAGAAAAGUUAAAAAACUCAUGUCGACCUUUUCAUGUGUUGACCAUUUUCAUGUGUCGACCAUGUGUCCACGUCGACCAUCUCAAUGUUGACCAAUAUUGGUCGACCUAAUGACUGUCGACCAUAACAUGGUCGACCAUGUGAACGGAUACCAGGCCAAACAGUACCUGAUCUUCCCAGCACAGCCACAUUCAUCCAAACCGAAACCAUUUCAGGGAGACCCAACCCCUAUCUGACUGGCCACCUCCAUUUAUACAAAAAAUAAGGGACUCUCCUAUAGAUAUCUGGACUGUUGGCAGGUAGAAUUCAAGAUUUAUUACACAACUAUUAGUUUGACAUUUUACUUUCCGUUGGCCUAUGUAAACAUAGCAGAUUAACUCAAGUUCCAAUUCAUAGUAAUUAUAACAUUUUUAGCAUUGGUUUAGUGGUUGAACUUACUUCCUGUUUCCUUCCUACACCAUUUAGCUGUAGAAAAGUAUUAUAAUACCACUAUGACAUCUAUGCAAUUCUAACACUACAUGAGAAAAGUGGAUUCCCAUUCCUAUGUAAAACUACAUUCUGAGGUAACAGUUUACAUAUAUAUUUUCUCAUAGCAUAAGCCUAUCACUGUGAUAUGUGAUUAAAAUAAAAUUAAAAUUAAAAUGUCGGGCAUAAUUUGGAU